AGGUCAAACUCAGAGCAAGUAUUUUGAAGGAUAAUCUCUUCCCACAUAUUUCUCCCCUUCCACCUGUCCAGAUUUUUUCUCAUUAACUAACUCAAAUGAAAAGGAAGAUAAAAGCUGCCUGGAACAGAUAGCCCCCAAUCACAAAGGUGCUUAGUUUAUGCAUAAGUCUCAAAUAAGUAUUACAAUAUAACUACAAAUAAACUGAGGCUUUUUUAAUACAACAUAAUACUUGGAUAAUCUUUUAAAUUACUUUCAUUCCAGGAUGUUAGAAUAUAUCACUGAUUAUGACAGCUGAAAAAUGCAAUCUUAUUCUCCACUUUUUUCAGAGGAAACUCAGGUACUGAUUGGUCCCAACUGGAAAGUGGACUCUCAGUGAUUAGAACUUGGAUCUUUUGAUUGUUUUUUUCCAUUAUAACCACACUAUGAAAUGACAUUUCAAAUAAAACUGAAUGAAGUUAAGAUUUAUUGCACUGUGGAAAGUACAGACAAUUUAGAUGCAAAUGCUGUUCUACAAGGUUAACCCUAUAUUGUGAAAGGAUUCACUGUUUGCUCUUUCUGUGUACCUUUUUGGAUUCAUAUUCUCAUAUAGGUAUGGCAGUGAUUUCCAUGGACGUUUUCAAUCUAUGUAAAUACUGAACAAACUGAAGAAUAAUCUUAUGAGAAUUAAGCAUAUCAGGAACAGUUAAGUAUGAGGGAAAUUUUAUAAACCAUAUUAGGAUAAACUGUUUCUGAGUUUCAUUUUUAUUAGGGUCACAAAAUGGCAAUUAAAGUGGCUAACACUCAAAUUAUUUUUAUACAGAUUUCUCUUUCAUAUUUUAACCCAAAGGUGCCAUAUUACUUUUGCAAUGAACAUUUUUUUCCAUUAGGGAAAUAACAUUACCAAUUUGUCUUUUAUCAUUAGCCAUUAUUUAUGCCAUAAGUAGUUUGAAGAUAUUAAUGGAAUAGAAAAAGUAUUUCUGGGCUUCAUUCUUAAGACAAGGAAAAAAAAAUCUCUUAAUGAUAAUUUAAAUUGCCCAGAUAGCUGGGUGUGAUGGUGACCUUAAAGAAAAAGAGUGGAUUAAUGGAUGCCACAGAACAGUCAAGUUUUACCAGUUAAAAGGAAAGAUGAACGAAAUUAAGCCCUAGUGUGCUAGAAGUGUAGGGAAAGUAAAACUGUUUAAUUUUAAAUCUUCAGGAAUGAGUGGCAGAAGCAAGCAAGGUUAAGUUGAGGCUGCUUCCAAGUAACAGAUCAAGAUAGCCUUCGGAUUAGCUGAGAAGGGCUCCUUCGGGAAGGGGCUCAUUCAUUAGUUUAGGCCCUAAACUUUUAAGGUAUCCUCGGUCUUUAGUCGCUCACAGAGACACUUUGCCUCUAGUGUGGGGCCUUGACUGACAAGAGAGCGAGGUGAGAUUCCAGGUGAGCUGUACCGGAAAACGGAAUGUGUCAGGCACGCCCAAGGGACAAGGGAUUCUAGCUAAAGGUGGGAAGCAUGGGAAAGGUAGGCCCUGACUAAGACCAGAAGGCGAGGUGAGAUUCCAGGUGAGCUGUACCGGAAAACGGAAUGUGUCAGGCACGCCCAAGGGACAAGGGAUUCUAGCUAAAGGUGGGAAGCAUGGGAAAGGUAGGCCCUGACUAAGACCAGAAGGCGAGGUGAGAUUCCAGGUGAGCUGUACCGGAAAACGGAAUAACGCGUCAGGCACGCCCAAGGGAUACCAGUUAAAGGUGGGAAGCAUGGGAGGGGAGCGCAUGCGUCUUAAGAGUUGAGGGCGCUUUUCCGAUUCCAGACGCCAGGUUCUCAGAACGUGGGCACACCGUCCUUUUAAGCCCCCACGCGCCGCCUACACAUGGCGAUUGUGACGUCACUCGCCGCCUCCGUCCCCAGUCCCCGGGCGGGGCGGUUGUAGCUCCGCCUCUGUUGGGUUGCGGCCCGCCCCAGUAGGCCUUCUCUCUCGGUCUGCCUUCGCGGCUACUGCCGCGUCCCCUCCCGUGAGGUCACGUGGAAUGGCACAUCGCCGACACGCCCGCUGAAGCGCCUACGACUGUUCCCUGCAAGCCACCGUAGAAGCCCUCGGGCCGCCGCCAGGACGGAAGCCGGGGAGGUUGGAGAGUGACCACGGGCUGCGGCAGCCUCAGCGCCUGCUCUCUGCGCGGGCCCCCAGAUGGCGGCUGCAGCUGCGGCAGCGGCGGCGAUGGCUGAGCAGGAAAGCGCUCGGAAUAGUGCCCGGAACCGUGGCGGGGUCCAGCGGGUGGAAGGCAAGCUCCGCGCUAGUGUCGAGAAGGGCGAAUACUACGAAGCACACCAGAUGUACCGGACCCUGUUCUUCAGGAUCAGAACCACUUCACAGAUUUGGAAUCAGAGAACAUUUCAGAGUAGUCUGCAGCAUUUUCUAUGGAUUGGGUACAUGUCACAAGGCAAACACAUAGAAGCAAGAGAACUAAUGUACUCUGGGGCAUUAUUGUUCUUCAGUCACAGUCAACAAAACAGUGCUGCCGAUCUUUCCAUGCUGGUUUUAGAGUCCUUGGAGAAAUCAGAUGCGAAAGUAACCGAUGAGCUAUUGGAAAAUUUGGCUAAAGUAUUUAGUUUGAUGGAUCCAAAUUCUCCAGAAAGAGUGGCAUUUGUAUCCAGAGCCCUGAAAUGGUCCAGUGGGGGAUCAGGAAAAUUGGGUCAUCCCAAACUACACCAGUUAUUGGCUAUCACGCUAUGGAAAGAACAGAAUUAUUGUGAGUCUCGGUAUCAUUUCCUGCACUCCACAGAUGGAGAAGGAUGUGCGAAUAUGUUAGUAGAAUAUUCUGCCUCUCGAGGAUAUCGAAGUGAGGUGGACAUGUUUGUAGCGCAGGCAGUCUUACAGUUUCUCUGUUUAAAAAAUAAAAGCAGUGCAUCAGUGGUAUUCACAACAUAUACACAGAAGCAUCCUUCAAUACAGAAGGGACCUCCAUUUGUACAGCCCUUGCUCAACUUUAUCUGGUUUCUACUGCUGGCUGUUGAAGGAGGCAAGCUAACCGUAUUUACAGUAUUAUGUGAGCAGUAUCAGCCUUCACUCAAGAGAGAUCCUAUGUACAAUGAGUAUCUUGAUAGAAUAGGACAGCUCUUUUUUGGAGUGCCACCCAAGCAGACGUCAUCCUAUGGAGGCUUAUUAGGGAACCUUUUGAACAGUCUUAUGGGAUCAGGGGAGGAAGAGGAAGCAGAAGAUGGUCAAGAAGACAGCAGUCCUAUUGAACUUGAUUGAAAACCUUUUUCACUAGGAACUGCAUGAAUCAGACAACUUGAUAACUCAAAAAAGACAGUUUCAGAAUAUAUGAGCCCUGAAAUUUUGUUUUUCACAACUAGGAGGGCUCUCCAUUCUGUUAAAAGAAGGUUGCUGAGAUGUUUAUAAUGUUUGGUCUAUAUUAUUUAUGUAAAAAGGGUAGCCAGAAGAACUGAUUGGAGUGAUCGUUAGCAGCCUUUCAGUAUGCUGACCAUUGACUUUUGAUUGAGUUAUAUAGUCAUUUAUGGUUUCGAAUGCAGUAUUCCUUUUCAGAUUAAUACAAAAUAAAGCACAGGCAUUACUGUUACUUUGCCCUUUCAAAAUCAUUUUGUUUCAGUUUCUUAUGGGGGAAAAAAGAACACAUUUAACCUUUGCUGUAACAGAGGAAUGUCUUGAAAGGCAGGGUAGUUUCUACCUUUUUCUCUGAGCCUGGUGCCAAAUGUGUUUCAAAGCAUGCCGAAAGAAAGGGUAUGAUUCAUUAGCUAGAUACAUCAAGCUAAGUAUGUUUUGGAGUGCAGCAAAUUUUUGGAAAACAAUAGACUUGGCUAUCUUAAAUCACAAUGUAACUUGUGCCCAUCAAAACUGACUUUUUUUAACCUUUCAAAUGUGUGUGUUUUGAGUUUUGCUUUAAUUUGAAUGGAUCUUUGUAGGAUGUAGAUUAAGAGGCUGAAUAUAUAAUAGGUCCAUCUUACUGGUUUUAUACAUAACAAAUUCUCAUGUUGUGGAUCUUUCUCUUUCAUCCAUGGGAUUUUGCAGCCUUUGAUGGAGUUGGACAGUGUUAGUUGUGUAUGUGUGUAAAGUGACAGUUGUGUUUAAUAAAGCAAGCCAGCAACCCCUGCCUUUUUCUCUUAAGGACAACCACUUUUGAAAAGUCAUUUAAAGAAAAGGGAUACUGCAGAACUUUUAAUUUCUGUCUUAAUGCAAUAUUUAUUUUUAUUGGGUGAUUGAUUCCUUUAACUUAACAUUUUAGAGAAAAAAGACAUGGAAUUACAGGAAUAACUGCAGACCAGGAAUUAGCAAGUCUACAUUUUAUCACCUAAUGAUGCAGUAUGCCAGAUAUUACCAAUAUAAUUGCAAAAGGGGGUGGGGGGGAAACACUUUAUUUUUUCACAGUUAAAAGAGGUAGAUUAAUACACAGUGAUCAUGCAUGGGGAGGAGGGAAAUACAAUUUUAUUUACUGUAAAAACAAAUGGAAUUUAAAGGAAGGUUUUGUGUUACCUGUUGAGUUUAAAUAAAUACUUUAUACUGGGACUUGAAGCACUGUUGCUUUUUGAAGUAGCUAAAUGGGAAGGUGGGGUGGUGGUUCUCAUUUUAAGCCUUUUUCUCUCCCAACAUGAAAACACCGAAUACUAUUUUCCAUCAAAUUUCCGAUGGGUAGGAGCAAUAGCUAGCCACAUGUUGCCAGGCCUUCUCCAACAUCUUAGCUUAUUUCAGUAAGCUGUAAAUAUACCCUAUGUCUGUAACACAGAUAAGGACUGUUCUCUAUGUAGGUUAGGUGGUGAGACAUUUUUCUUUAUUGAGCACAGAUGGUCCACAGAAAACAUCAAUUCACAUAUGUAUGCAUGUGUGUGUGUGUACACACACACACACACAUGCAUACAUAUUGAUAAUAAGAUUCUAGGAUUUAGAGGAAUGGAUUUUAGAGGCCAUCUCAUCCAACCCACUCUUCUUUUCUUUUUUAAAUUAUUGCCUUCUUUCUUAGAAUCAAUACUGAGUAUCAGUUCCAAGGCAGAAAGUGGUAUGGGUUAGGCAAUUGAGAUUAAGUGGCUUGCUUAGAAUCACACAACUAGGAAGUGUCUGAUGGCAGAUUUACACCCUGAACUUCCCAUCUCCAGACCUGACUCUAUUCAUUGAGCUACUUAACUGACUCUCAACCCACUCAUUUUACAGUUAAAGACUGAGGAUUAGAAAAAAGCAAUUUGUUCCAAGAUAUCAUGGAGAUCGUGAAGUCUAGAUUCGAAUCCAGAUUUUUUUAUUUCAAAUCCAGGGUUCUUUUUAAUAUACCAUAUUGGCAUAUCUGUCUGUCAAUGAUACUUAAAGAAUUUUUUUUUUGUUUCCCCAUUCCUAGGAUAGAACAUCUACACUUAGAAAUCAUCUAGAUAAGUAUAAUUAAAACUUUGGUGUGAUGAAAUGUCAAGACACUUAAGACAGUAGUGUAAGUACUUCCACUUAGUAAAGAACUUUUGAGAAAUGUAAUGUUGUUCUGUGUACUUGCUGUAGAAGUUAAAAUUAUUCCAUCCAACAACUGAGAGAAUCUCCCAGCCUCUCUCUUAAGCUUGUGCUCAUUACUAGUAUCUACAAAGUAUCCCAAAAUUUCCUCAUUGCACUGUGAUUAGGACUCCCAUCAGGUUCUUCAGAGAAUUCAAGGCUUUCAUGAUAUUUUUUUUUUGCUUUGAUAUUUCACUUGACUUUCACCAGAAAAAUUUUUAAAGAUCAAAACCUUUUUUGGCACAAUGUUCAUAAGAUAAUAGUGACUGCAGACUGGCCAUGUAACAAUCAGGCAAUCAUGUAUCUUGUAUCAUUACUAUAGUGUAUUUAAGCAUGUGCAGUAACAAGCCUGUCAAUAAAACCUUUCCAGCCUAUAAAGUGUGUGCAAGUUAGAGAUGUGACAUCAUCCUGUGGGACUCUAUGGAGCGAUUGUACUAAGUGUAAUGUUAGCAUUUUGUUUCUUGCCAUUAAUUCCACUUCUGUACAGAUUUUUUUUCUUCUUAAAUGUUUUCUCAUGUCCCCAAAUAGAUCAUUUGCAGCUGUUGUGGGAAAAAUACUGAGCAUUCUUACAGUCAGAGAAUUCUACUUCAAAGCUCCAGAUCCAGAAAGAUGUAAUAAUUAAUAAAUCAGAAUUUGAAAUUAA
Monodelphis domestica (gray short-tailed opossum) is the source of this 6073-nucleotide messenger RNA. RefSeq names its product guided entry of tail-anchored proteins factor 4 (gene GET4). Lineage: Eukaryota; Metazoa; Chordata; Mammalia; Didelphimorphia; Didelphidae. Gene Ontology annotation, biological process: protein insertion into ER membrane. The record is from RefSeq and is a predicted model, not a curated record. Gene Ontology annotation, cellular component: cytosol; BAT3 complex. Gene Ontology annotation, molecular function: protein binding.